GCUCCAGUGCAGGAACCACGCAGAGCUGCUGGGGUGGGUGAGCACUGAGCCUCUGUUAACUGUGACAGGCCCCAGGCACCAUCCCCUCCCUGCUGGAGGCUGAGGCAGGUGAGCAGGUAAGACAACAUGGCUGCAAGAAUUUGCACUGUCAAGUGAUGGCCGUGAAUUAAUUUUUUUGGUGCAUCUGAGCUGGUAACUAAUCACGUGUUUUACAGGAAAAAGAAAACCAGCACAGCCUCCCUGUGCCCGCCUGGUGCUCUGGGACCCUGCCAGCCUCAACUGUGGUGAGCUGGCCUGGAGGGAGCAUCUAGCUGACAAAGAGAGCAGGAAGUGGCUGCAUCUGGAAGUUAAAAAACUUAAAUAAAAACCUGGCAUAUCACAUCCUAACACAUGCAUGGUGGUGGGGCUCAGGAUGCAUUGCAAAGACAGCACCACCCAGUAGCACCACCCUGCUCAGAACGGGGCGGAGACUUGGUGGCUCAUCAGGACUUUGUCUAAAGAGAUUCGUCUUUUACUUUUGGCAGUCAAACCUGCAGGAGCCCUGCGGAACGCACCCAGUACCUGGCACCACAGCUCGGAGCACCUUCCCUCCCUCCUGUGGGAAAGCCUUUCCCUGCGGGCAGGACAGCGCUGGAGACAUCCCGUUACGGGCUCUGCCAGUGCAGAGCCAGCUGUCCCUGCUGUCCCCCUCUGAACCCCUGGGAAUGGAUGUGAAGUCUCGGGCAAGGACACCGCGCUGAACAGAAACUCUUCUGCUGGGUCAGGCACUGAGCUGCUCCACAGAAACUUUGGGUUUUGUGCAUUAACAACAGGAUUUCCCUCACCCAAGACAAUGGAUUACCCAACGUUACCUGUGAGCGACUGGGACGAGAACCACGUCAAAUGCUGGCUGGAAUCCAUUGGAAUCAAGAAGGAGUCCAUAGAUAAACUGUACAAAGAGGAAGUGACAGGGCCAGUGCUAAUGGAACUGGAUAAGCCUUUCCUCAAAGAAAUAGGUAUGAAGAAAGGCCAAAUGCAGCUCUUAAUCCGCAAGAGAAACGAACUUCUGCAGCUGCAGGACCACGCCCAGCCAGCCACGAGUUCCAGCAGCAAAGCACCCGACGGGAGGGAGGCACAGACAGCCCCGGGGACUCCCAGCAGUGCCCCAGCUCAGAGCACGGCCGGGGGAGGCAGCUCUGGGGCCAUGGGAACAACCAGCACUGGCAGCACAGCUCCUGCCUCUGGAGACAGGCAGAGCAGCAGUGACAACACCCAACCUCAAGGGCCUGAGGAAGUCCUGGAGGUCAGAAACUGCAGGCCCUUUAGAAGUCAGGAUGUCGACUUCAAGUACGUGAAAGACACGGUUCUUGUUCCAGAAUCAGGAGUCACUGAUUUAAUCAUUCCUUGCCACGAAUACAAAUCUUUGGACACUGCUUCAAAACUGGACAAAAAGCAACUGCAAGCAAAGUUUGCCUCUGAAUUGAUAAGAUUUGCUUCAGCCUGCAUGAACAUUCGAACCAACGGCACCAUCCACUUUGGUGUCAUGGACAGUGUCGAGAACAAGGGUUGGAAACACGGACAGGUCGUUGGCAUAAAGGUCAAAAACAGAGAAGACUAUGUUGAAGCACUGGAUUUAUAUGUAGAAAAAUGCUUUUGUGAUAAUUUACAAGAAACUGCAAGGAAAUGCAUUCACCCACCUGUUUUUAUUGAAGUGAUUUCAAAAGCCCCUCAGGAACAAAGGUUUGUGGUGGAGGUUGACAUUGAACCAACACACACCUUAGUAAAGAAUAGAUGUUUUGAAGUGUGUUUGCCAAACUACAACGAAAGCAGCCGCAAGGUGACCCUGACCAAAGAGCCAGAGCUCUACCAGAGAGUGGGAGCCAAGUCUGAGCCUGUGCAGCGCAACAAACUCACCGCUUUUAUCCAGGCUACGCCAGACAGGGAUGCUCAGAGAGAAAAAGCUGAGCUCUCCAGCACACAGGUGCACACAGAAAUACCUCAGGAUUUAGGAAGAAAGUUAUCAAUCCUGUUAAACGAUGGCAAAAGCUACAUGGAUGAUUCCCUACGGUACAUCCUUGUCACAAACAGAUGUGAGCAGGAUCAUCUGAACUACAUCAACUUCUUAAUGCACCUGAACAUCUUCUGUGUCUUUGACUUUGAUGAACAUUCCAACGUGUCAGGGCUAUGCAGCAAGUACAAAGAGCACCACGAAGCAAGUUCUUAUUUUUUACAGGAUUUUUUCAAGGCAAUUAAGGCUGAUGCCCCUCCCUCUCAGAAACUGUUUGAUCAGACCAGCUGGAUAUUCUGCAAUGGGCGCAGUGACUUCCUGGGGGAUGAGAAACCUUGCGAUGAAAACACGUGGAUCAGAACAAAAAAAAAACACCUUAAGAAAGUCAUUACCUGUAUCUGUGAGGAAAUCCUGCCAGAGAGGUCUUUCAUUGUGCUUUUCCUAUUCCUGUCACCAGUGCAGAAACCACUUGUGGACACUUUUCAGGAGUUCUAUACAGAGAUGAAUGGCAUGGACUACAUCAUUUGCAUUGCAGAGUCAAGAGAAAAUUAUGCAAGGUGGGCUAACCUGGCCCAGACCUCCUGCAGCAUCGAGACACUGGAGCAGCGCAGCGUGGUGGGCAUGAAGCUCAGCCACAUCGACGCCACCGUCCAGGCAAUGCUGCCGUCCACAGCCCAGCCCAGGCACCUGCCCGUGUCCACUGGAGGGGUGUGCAUCCUGCCCUCCAGGGAAGAGGAGAAACUCUACUCCCUGGAAAUCCUUUGUGCUGACCAGUGUGAUGAUACCAAAUCAGACCUUUGGACCAAAGAGCAAAUACAAGAAACGGAACAAAAUUUUUACCGAGGGAGAAAAAUCAUCUGGGAAAACUUGUGGCUUGCUGAUAAAAAGCUCUGUGGGGACAUCAUUGAGCGGGAAGCGUGCAAUGACGCCUGCAAACUCCUGGAUGGCAUUCUACGAGGCAGUGUCCUGAACUACCCUGUGGCCAAACUAAAGAUAUUUCACCACCCUGGAAGUGGUGGGAGCACAAUAGCACGGCAAGUCCUAUGGAAAAGCAGAAAGAACUUUCGAUGUGCUGUUAUCAAGACCUCGUAUUCCCCUUCGACUGUUUGUAACCAUGUGCUUGCACUAAAAGAUUAUGAAGAAAGAGAAAUCACUCACUGUUUUCCUGUGCUCCUCCUGAUCGAAGAUUAUGAUGACGAAUACUUUGAAGAACUCCAGAGUGAGUUAUUGGAGGCUGCAGCAACCAGGAAAAUGAACACCCCCAGACCUCACUUCAUCCUCAUAUGCUGCAGACGAUGCAAUGACCCCGAAAGACUCUGCAAGGCUUCUCCGCUGGACACAGUGGCUGUCACUCACAAGCUGACAGACUCAGAGAAAAGCCUCUUCAACACCAAACUUGAAAAACUGAAGCAGAAAGAUGUCAAGCCAGAAUUCAUCCUUACAUUUGUCCUGAUGUGUGAGGAGUUCAGUGACACCUACGUGUCACGUGUGGUAGCAAACAUCCUGCAGGGUAUAGACCCUCACUCUCGGGACACCUGCCUGGUGCGUUACGUGGCUCUGCUUAAUUGUUAUGUACCCAAUUCCUACAUUUCCCUGUCACACUGUGAGGCCUUUCUGGGACUGGGGGCAUAUAUGGAGAGUAAAGCAAGAGCAUACGAUUUCAAACACCACCUGAGUGAACAAGCGAGAAUGAUUUUUAUCGAGCUGAGGGAAAGCACCACUUACAUUUCAUCCGUUCGGAUUAUACACUGCCUGGUGGCAAAAGAAAUUCUCCACCAGCUUUCAGUGAAUGAAUCUCAAAGUCAACUUGCAAUAAAUCUUCUUCAGGAAAAGACACUGUUUGAGAACAGAUUUGGACGAGAAGAAUUCAUCAAGUUUAUCAAACAUCUCUUUAUCCGACGAGGUAAAAGAAGCAGGGGUGACAACACUGACACGCUCUUCUCCCCCUUCAUUGAACACGUCUGGAAGGCUGAAGACUGUGAGAAAGCUAUUGCUGUUUUAAAAGCUGGAUAUGAACUCCUUGGCAAAGAUCCUUUUUUCGCCCAGCAGCUGGCCAGGCUCAAUUACAGCAACAAAAAAUUUGAAGAUGCAAAACUGUGGGCGGAGACUGCGAAAGCUCAUUUGCCAAAUGAUUCUUUUAUUUUAGAUACAGAAGGUCAAGUCUACAGGAGAUGGUUUAGUUUCCAUGUGGAUGAAAUGACAGAGGAGGGGGACACCCCUGAAACGAUCAUCGAGAAGAUAGAGAUCGCUCUUAAAGCCAUGAAAUGCUUCAGGGCUGCACAAGAGGCUGCCAAGGCAGAACGGGACAUUAUGAACAACGCCGGCUUUCACGGAGAAGUAGAAGUGGGUUGUCAACUCCUCCGGUUCCUGUCCACAGUCCCUGUGUUCCAGAGGAGUCCAGAGGGGGAAUAUACUGAGCUGGUGAAAUACCUCACCACAGAUUACAUCCCUGAAGAGAUAAAGAAGACGUGGGGAAACCUCCACUCCCGCCUGAAGGGCUUGCGCCAGAGACUGUACAACGCUCUGGAAUGGAUUUCAGAGGAGCUGAGCUAUUUCCAGACAGAUAAAAACCAAGACAAGGACGAUGAAAGUGAUAAAAAGGAAGAACAAAUUCAUAAUCCCAGGAAAUGGCUGAAAAGACAGUCUGGGGUAUAUGCUAAAUACUUCAUUUCAGCAUCACUUGUCAAGGAGAGCAACAAUGGCCCUGAAACCGAGCUGGUCAGACGCAUGACCAUUUACAAGAGCGGGGGAGGAAACGUCACCAAUAUCCUGUAUUUCCUAACGGACAAGAAAGAGAGCAGGUCGGCUGAAAAGCUAGAAAGCAUCCUGAGUUUCUAUCCUGACCCACUGAGUGACAGGCUGGAGGACAAUGACCUGAUCAAUUAUAUUUUUUGCCACAUCACCUUAGCCUGCUUAGCACCAGGAUCAGCCAAACUUCUGCCACUGCAAACUCUCCGUGAGCUCAGUACAAGAUUCUUCAAAGUAAAGAGACCAUUUCCAGCAAGUGCCUAUUUUUUGCUCACCUUGCUGUACUGGCCAGAUGAGGCACUGGACAAAGAGCACAAUCCAGACAAAGAUGAAAUUCUGACUUCAGCCCUUCAAACCCUGAAACGUUUAUAUGACAUCAAGAUGAAAGAUGUUCCUACCAGGAAGAGAAGAAUCUACACCCAUUUUUUUCUGGGAAAGGGUUAUGGCUUAAGUAAGAUUGUGCAGAAAGCUAAAAUUGAUAAGUUAAUUACAGGGCCUUUAGAUGAGAGGAGAAUGAAGUGGCUAAAUGGAACUGUAUGGAAUAUUUCCAGUACUAGUGACAGUCUCAAAAGAGUUUCUGGCUGGACCGAGGACAGGAAUUUGUUUACAAAAGGUCACAAAAAGAAGCUCCCCAUCUUGGCACUCCAUCGUGAAUCAGUGCCCCUGGGAAAUGAAAAUGUGACCUUUUAUUUAGGCUUUUCAUUCAAUGGGCUUGUUGCUUUCAACAUUGAGGUUGAAAACGAUGCAGGCUGCAGCAGAACCUCAGGGGUGUAGCACUGGAACAACAUGCACUGUGCUCUUACAGCACUGCAGGUGUCCACUGACACACCUGAAACUAAAAGGGGACUGCCCUGGCUGAGCACCAGGGAGCAAGAAAUCCACAAUUAACUACUGGAAACAGCCAGCAGAGAAGCAGUUUUAAAGCUGACUUUGCAAACAUCAGAACUGAUAAAAAAAACAGACGUCAGAUUUUAUUUCACUGCUUCUCUGGGUAAAUAUUACCUUAUUAGUGCUACCUUAGGGGGUUGGGUUUUUUAAAUUUUGUAGAUUUCAGAAGUAGUUAUGUAGUGAAUGUAGAUUUUAAAGUAGCAGUAUAUUAUCCCUUAACACAGUAGUUACACAUAGCAAAUGAAAAAAAAACAUAGCAAACCCUGUUCCCCAUUCCCAUAUCCCUUCCCCUAAAUUCCAUUAGCCUGUUUAGUCUCAUUUUCAAGGUAGAAUUGUAGAGAACACCCUAAAAUCUGCACAAGCAGAUACAGCCAUAGACACAAGGACCUUCAGGCCCAGAGCCCUGCAAGGCCUCCAGGAACAGCACAUGCUCCAAGGAAGAUGAAAUGAGGCAGAGGGGGUCCCAAAUGCCCCCAGACUCAAUUCCCCAAAGGUGUGUCAGGGGCAGAACAGGGGCUGUGGCAGAACAGGGAUUGGGUGGAAAUCAUCAUAAAAAUUGUAAAGCCCUGUGCUCAGGUGGUGUGGUAUUCCUGGAGGCUCAUUAAAACCUUUUUGUAUCCUUAUCUUACCUCCUACUGAAUUUGGCUGGAGUUUUUUCUCCUCUGCAGCCUUUUAGGCAGCGUUAGAUAGAGCUGGAUCUGGGGCAGGGUGCAGGCACACGAGCAUUAAAGACAUGAAUGACACACAAGAUUAUUUGUCAGCACUGUUAUGAGUCCAAACAAUUCCUGCACUUGGUGUUUCUGCAUUAUCAUCCAAGGAAUGUGUACAGAGUACAGGAUUAAAUUUAUACCCAUUCCUUGAGAAUUGCAAUGGAGUUUGUUUUUCAGCAAAGUUUACAAUGAUCAUGUCACACUGUUUCUAAUAAUAAAGCUGCUUGAUAUUGCUGGAGCUUUGCACUGCUUGACAGAAAAUAUUGUGAUUAAAACUGCCAGAAAAUCUGUCCUAUAACUUUUUUUAUCCAAUAAACAUUCUUUAUGAAGAAUUACCGUA
Myiozetetes cayanensis is the source of this 6673-nucleotide messenger RNA. Its product is annotated as sterile alpha motif domain-containing protein 9-like. NCBI's taxonomy places the organism in Eukaryota, Metazoa, Chordata, Aves, Passeriformes, Tyrannidae. Gene Ontology annotation, molecular function: protein binding. Gene Ontology annotation, cellular component: cytoplasm. The record is from RefSeq and is a predicted model, not a curated record. The coding region runs from base 833 to 5509 and encodes 1558 amino acids. The transcript is spliced from 4 exons.